CCCGUGCAGCAGGGCUCGCGCCGUUAACGGAGCGGCGGAUCGCGGACGUGUGAUCACGCGUUUGUUUCUCCCGAUCAAAAUAUCCACCAGAGCCCACGUUCAGUUUAACGACAGUUCGGCGAUAUCUGGAUUACGAUGGCUCACGCGGGUUCGUGAGGAGAGCGUUGUCGUUCGCGGAAGGUACUCGGGGCACAGUUCGUAAACUGUGUGUGGAAGUGACGUUCAGCCUUUCGUUUGUGUAUGUGAUGGAGGGCUUUCCUGUCCAUUGACGCUGCGGCACUGCCCUGCAGUCAUGUCUGCAUGCAACACCUUCACUGAACAUGUGUGGAAACCAGGGGAGUGCAAAAACUGCUUUAAGCCCAAGAGCCUUCACCGGCCUCCAGAGCAAGCCAAUGCUGCCAGUGAGAGCAAGACAAACAUCAGUGCCAAACUCACAAACAGCCAGAGGAGCAUUUCCUCAUCCCGUGCAGGGCAGGUCCGCCCACCUGUCGCCAAGAAGCCUACUAUUGCAGUAAAGCCUACCAUGAUGCUGCCAUGCUCCCCACCAGGGUUGGACUCGGAGGGAAAUGUGCCAAGGCUUACAGGAGCGCAGGUCACUAAAAGCUCACCUUUCACUGUGUGGAACCAAAACAGCCUGAACAGCUCAAGACCCACAGGGACAAACAACAACCAAGGGGAGGAUUUGGUCAGGCAAGCAGAGGCACAUGGUGCAAUUUCCCCGCAGCCAACUAGCAGCAACAACAACGGACUGACGGAUGUGCUAAAAGAGAUUGCUGGCCUGGGACCUUCUCCAAGCUCAAGUAGAGAUGACUUCUUUGGCCGGAUCUGCAGUUCAUACCGGCGCUCAUUAGAGAGGGGCCUUCCAGCAUCAAACUGUAUCCAUGCUGGGAGUAGUGGUAGAGGAGCAAUGAAACGUGUUUCCCUCAGUGACAGUGCAGAGGUCAUCAGUUCUGAGGGAGGACGUUUCUGUUAUCCAGAAUUCUCCAGUGAUGGUGAUGAUGAGGAGGAUGAGAGUGGUGAUGAGGAUGACGACGAUGGAGAGCAUGACAGUUGGGAUGAAAGUGAUGAGGAGUUGCUAGCAAUGGGGAUACGAAUGCGGGGUCAACCUAGGUUCGCCAACUUCCGUGCAGCUACACUGUCCCCGGUUCCCUUCGCUGUAAGGAAGAAGUGGAAUACAGUGCCUCUACGCAACCGCUCACUGCAACGGUUCUGUGCAGUGGAUUACGAUGACAGUUACGAUGAGAUUCUCAAUGGAUACCCAUCUGUUGACUCAAAUGGAGCUCCUGUUCUUUUGUCAUACACCUCUGACCACCAGGGUAGUGGCUUUUUGUCCACUUCUGAGUCCACCACCUCACCCGAGUCCUUGAUUUCUCUGCCCGAUGAAUCCUGCGCUGGCAGCAGUAGGGGCACUGGUGACCAGAGAAAUGGUCUUCCUUUCCCACCUAGCAAAGAACCGUCAGCCAAAGGACUGAGUUUGCCAAAACCCAGUGAAACGCAUAAAGCUGUUCUAGCCAUCCGACUGGAAGAACAAGACGACGUUCAGAGAGAGGGUGUGGCUCUCCCACAAGCUCUUCCAGGCCAGCCAAUCACAAUCAGCUUCAGUCCAACUGAGGAGCAGGCCAAGCCUUAUCGAGUAGUGAAUCUCGAGAAGACUCCUUUCUGUAAGCCCUAUACAGUGGUGGAUGUGUCUGCCUCUAUGGCCACUAAAGAUGAACACACUCACUCAAGUGAAAGCACUCCAAAGUCAAGUGGGCCCAGUGUUGUGCUUUGCCCUUCUGCUGAAACCUGUCCUGUCUCACCCACCUCGCCUCAAUGUGUGGUGCGCUCCAUGGCGACAUGA
This is a messenger RNA of Sinocyclocheilus anshuiensis, 1840 nucleotides long. RefSeq names its product pseudopodium-enriched atypical kinase 1-like. The transcript has 3 exons. The record is from RefSeq and is a predicted model, not a curated record. Lineage: Eukaryota; Metazoa; Chordata; Actinopteri; Cypriniformes; Cyprinidae. Gene Ontology annotation, molecular function: protein kinase activity. Gene Ontology annotation, biological process: protein phosphorylation. The coding region runs from base 293 to 1840 and encodes 515 amino acids.